This is a messenger RNA of Laccaria bicolor S238N-H82, 541 nucleotides long. RefSeq lists its product as uncharacterized. The transcript has 3 exons. The record is from RefSeq and is a predicted model, not a curated record. Bases 368 to 541 code for a protein of 57 amino acids. NCBI's taxonomy places the organism in Eukaryota, Fungi, Basidiomycota, Agaricomycetes, Agaricales, Hydnangiaceae.
UUCCCAGACCUUCCCAGACUCGAGUUCCCUUUCUUCAUCCCUUCAAAGCUUCAAGUGACCCUUGCGAGGAUCAAUGAUUUAAUGAAGCCGAUUUCUUGCAGUACCUUUUGGCUUGCCGCUUAUGGGCGUUUCUUUGUCUACCGCUCGGUGGUGUAUUUAAGAGCUGGGAUGGUUGGAUAUGGGUAUCGUUGUGUUUAACUGCUUUUCGAAAACCCCGCCCAACCACACUCACUCACUUACACACUCUCGGACUUGUCCAUCGAAAUGCAAUUCACACUCGUUACAUCUUUGCUCAUUGCCUGCAUGACCGUUCUCGUGGCUUCUUCGCCUAUACCGGUGCCCGUCGCAGUUGCGGAGGCCAUCCCUGAUGCGUCGGAAGAAGCUCGAGGCUGCAGCGUAUUUGGGUGCUUUUGAGACACGCGUGCUCGUCGUAACCAUGGACUCAAAAAAGUCCGUCGACACCAGUCAACCCAAAGACUACUUGUGCGCCUACUACAUCCCCUCACGGCGCCCAUUCCCCAUUCUCGCUCUCAAGCGCUAA